Messenger RNA from Arabidopsis thaliana (thale cress), 1287 nucleotides. It is a transcript of the gene GLTP2, whose product is annotated as glycolipid transfer protein 2. The transcript is spliced from 5 exons. Gene Ontology annotation, biological process: ceramide 1-phosphate transport; intermembrane lipid transfer. NCBI's taxonomy places the organism in Eukaryota, Viridiplantae, Streptophyta, Magnoliopsida, Brassicales, Brassicaceae. Gene Ontology annotation, molecular function: lipid transfer activity. The record is from RefSeq and is marked reviewed. Gene Ontology annotation, cellular component: cytoplasm. Bases 169 to 759 code for a protein of 196 amino acids.
CUUCUCUUUAUAAUACAAAAGGUAACACCAACUUGAUAAAGUCUUUCUUUUUUUUGGGGCAAAUACUUGAUGAUUUAAAGUCAAAGCGAUGUUUUACAUUAAUAUAUAUAUAACGCUGGUCUUGUAAUAAAGUAGAAGAUUACAAAGAAGAAACAGAGAGAAGAGAUCAUGAAGAGAAAGAGAUACGAGAUGGAGAAGAAGAAGAAGACAGAGAUUCAAACCGCCAUUGAAGAGCUCUCUGUUUUCAUCGUAACUAAACCUGCAGAUAAGACUGAGGCUACACAUAUACCCUUGAGGCCUAUUCUCUCCUUCUGCAGCUUAAUCAUCCAAGUUCUUGAUAAGAUAGGACCGACAAUGGCUGUUCUUAGACAAGACAUUGAUCAAAAUAUUCAGAGAUUAGAGAAAUUUUAUGAAACAGAUUCCUGUGUUUACUCGAAUUUGGCUGAGAUUCUGAAGAAAGAAAAGGAGGAGGGAACAUCCAAGAUGGUUGCUAGUUGUGGUAGAGCUCUUUUUUGGCUCACUAGGACAAUGGAUUUUACUGCGGGUUUACUACGAUUGUUGUCGAAAGAGAUGUCGUCGAAAAUGGAAGAACUUGUAGAAGAAUGCUACAUGACGACUUUAAAACCGCAUCAUGGAUGGAUCGCGUCUGCUGCUUUCAAAGUAUACACCGUGAUCCCUCUCAUUCUAGCUAUGUCAUACUUACUAACAUCAUUUUCUUGUUAUAUCCCAGCAAACUUAUUUUUUAUUAUUAUGAAAUAGGUAUGAACAUAUAAAUUAAACUUUUCUUGGGAACAUAUAUUACAUGUGUUGAUAUCGUGAGAAUAUGUAAUAAUGAAGGUGUGUUUGAAGCUGGUGCCUGACAACAAGACGUUCAUGGAAGCGAUCGGUGCAAGAGACGAGAGCUAUGAUACCUUAAGAGAAGACAUUGAUACCUUGAGCUCAUUGUUGACACCUAUUCUCAAAGAAAUCUACUUUGUUCUGGAACAAUACGGGUUGAGCAGAUUAAGAUCGAUGUAGGUAAUGGAAUUUAGUGGAUAUUCUCCCAAAUGAUAAUUUUACUUUUAAGAAAAAUGUAUAUAUCUAUGUAUAUAUGUAUAUCAUUGUUGUAAGAUUUAUUUAUUUAAUCAUCCGAAAACCAAAAUGAUUUCUCUUUCUAAAGUUAGAGCUAGAUAUAUGUACAUCUCUGUAUCACGUGUAUAAAGAUGUGAUUUCUUCUGUACAUGUCACGGAUCAUGUCUUAAGCUUUGAAAGGACUAUGCAAAUAUAGAAGUGAAACUGUAAUGCACA